GUGACACCACAGCACUGAUUUUCUUUCUAUUUGAUUUUAUGAAAGGAUAUUGAUUCUGUCUGGCUUGGGAAAAACAAAACAAAACGAAAACAAUAACAAAACAGAUGUGAUUUACUUGGAUUACAACACUGUCCUUCACAAGGUUUAACAAACACACAAAUACAAUAUGGUUGUGGGCAAAAAAGAGACAGAAGAAUGUAUUCUACCAUCAGUGUGUGAAGAUGAAAGUGAAAAAGAAGAGGAUUUGGGAGGAAUCCCAAGCAGGCCUAUCAGCAGACCAAGAAGUCUAUACAGCAGAGGGAGUGUGAAUGGCAAAAGAGUGCCAGUGGGUGAGAGAUCACCCAGCCAGCAUCAAACCAGAGUGGGGCUUCAGAAUGACGAUUAUACAAAUGAGGAGAAAGAGGAGGUAGGGGAAUGUAGAACUAGCCGCCCGGCUGACAAACCACGGAAGGAGGCAAAGUGUGUCAUCAGUGCUGAAGACUAUGACAUAGACCUGGAAUUCGACUGCAUUCACAGAGAGGGGUGCCUUGGAUAUUCUACUAAACUAAAGAACAAAAGGUAUUCUGAUUGUGUUCUAGAUGAAAGACCACUAUACGACCCUACAGGCCAGACUCACUACAGAGAGGCAUGUAAGAUGCUGAAAGUUAUUCCGGUGUCCCACUUCCUUCGAAAUAUAAACCAAAGUGAGCUCAACAUGAUGCAUUGUGGGUUGGGUCCACAGGGCACCAAAGCUCUGGCGGUCGCCUUGGUAACCAACACCUCCAUCUUGAAGCUGAAUUUGCGAGAUAAUUGGAUGGAAGGAAUGGGCGGGGCUGCUAUUGCUGACAUGCUCAAAGAGAAUUGCUACAUCACAGAAAUUGAUCUGUCAGAAAACCGGAUGGGUGAGGAUGGAUCCAGGGCAUUGGCCGGCAUGCUGCUGGAAAACACUGUCCUGCUUUCUUUCAACCUCUCAGGAAACCAUCUGGAUGAUCGGGCGGCCAGACACCUGGCUCCAGCUCUGACCAGCAACCAGAAGCUUCAGCACCUCAACUUGAGCCACAACAGAUUCGGAGAUACGGCAGGAGAAAUCCUGGGUGCUGCUAUUGCCGAGAACACAGCAUUGAAGUCACUCAAUCUGGCUUGGAAUUGUAUUCGAGGAAAAGGAGCCAUUGCAUUUGGGAAAGGCCUGGGGGGAAACAUCUUCCUGCGGACCCUGGAUUUGUCGUACAAUGGCCUGGGCAAAGAGGGAGCCAUUGCUUUAGAGGAAGCACUCAAACAAAACAACACACUUGAGGAUCUGAAUAUUAGCAAUAAUCGCAUACCUCUUGAAGGUGCCAUACAUUUUGCGCUGGGCCUCAAAGAGAACACAACUCUACGAAUUCUUAAAAUGUCUCGGAAUCCGAUGCAGUCAGCAGGGUGCUUCGCCAUUCUAAAAUCAGUACAAGUAAACCCAGAAUCUGCGAUAGAGUUCUUGGACUUCUCUGACAUUUACGUGGACCAAGAGUUUGAAGACUUGUUUAACACCAUGAAAGACCCACUCCCAAACCUUCAAGUGAAACAUGGUGGAAAAAUAAAGACUGCACCAAAAAAGAACUGAACUUUCAGUUCAAUUUUCUGAUGUUCAGAAACAUCUGGACAAUCUACUUGUAAUCAUGUGGUCAGUUAAAGGAUUAGUUCACCCCCCCAACAAAUUAAAUUCUGACAUUGUUUACAUACCCUCAAACCCCUAUGACUUUCUUUCUCAAGUGGAACACAAGAAGAGAAAUUUUGAAUAAUGCUGAUUCUGCUUUUUCCCUUACAAUGAAAGUGAAUGGUGACUGGGACUGUCAGUCCCAGACUUUCUCCCUAACAUUUCCUUUUGUGUUCCACAGAGUCAUACAGGUUUUGAGUGACAUGAGGGUAAGUCAAUAUAAUGUAAGAAGUUUUAUUUUUGAGUGAACUAUGCCUUUAACUGAAUUGCAAGUAUAUUUUUAAACUUGUCAAAAACCAAUAAUCUAAAAACAGACUUAUCCCAGAAUCUUUCACAUGGUUCACUGUAACAUGGUAUUUACUUCAGUGGUUCAGUAAAAUUAGAACUGAUGACAGCUUUAGUAACCUUAUGUAAAGUACAAUCUGCACUUAUUAUUAUUCACUACAUGAUUUUCAUGAAAGGUUGAUGGCUGAAAAUUAAAAACAAAACAAAAGUUGA
Molecule: messenger RNA, 2167 nt
Organism: Myxocyprinus asiaticus (Chinese sucker)
Lineage: Eukaryota; Metazoa; Chordata; Actinopteri; Cypriniformes; Catostomidae
Gene: lrrc74b
Product: leucine rich repeat containing 74B
Exons: 11
Coding region: 167-1576 (469 amino acids)
Molecular function (GO): protein binding
Source: RefSeq, a predicted model, not a curated record